Molecule: messenger RNA, 1260 nt
Organism: Cucurbita pepo subsp. pepo (vegetable marrow)
Lineage: Eukaryota; Viridiplantae; Streptophyta; Magnoliopsida; Cucurbitales; Cucurbitaceae
Product: CTTNBP 2 amino-terminal-like protein
Source: RefSeq, a predicted model, not a curated record
AAAUUAUUGUUGUUUUUCUUAUUUUCAUGCUUUAAUCAUCUUCUCCGUAUGAACGCGUACAUACUUUACUACCCAGUAGCUUCGCUUUAGCAAUGGCGAUACUGUAAAUUGGCGCAGUCAAUUGGAAUCUGAAACUUUCGGAAAUUUCUGGGUUUAGCUAAGACAACCACUUCCAAAACGACGAUUCUAAUGGAAUUUCUAAUCCAAAUUCCAAAACCCCCUUUUCACCUUCUGGUAAACUGUGGAAUUUUGUUGUGAUGGUAAUGGUAGCCCACACCUUCAAUCUCUCUCUCUCUCUCUUCUGUCGCUGUUCUCUCUCUCUAUAUUACGAGUUUGGUAGCUGCUUAAGUUUUUGAUAACACCGAAAAACCCUGAAACUUUUCCCUCCAAUUCUUCUUCUUCAUAAUUAAGCUGCCAUGAGCUACGAAUCCAGCUAUGUCGGAACGGGGAAAUUCGUCUGAAACUUUUGGGCAUAAUAUGGGUGAAGAAGGUUAUGGAUGGUCCCCGACUGGGGCUCCUCUUGACGUCCAGAGAGAGGACCACUGGAGGCACUUCGACAACUCCGUCGAUGCAGUCUCUUUUGGUUUUGUUGCCACUGCCAUUCUCGUCUCAAUGUUCUUGCUCAUGGCUAUCUUUGAAAGGUUUUUGCGACCCACUCCGACCGCUUUCUCUCACACCGGCCGUCGGACCCACCUUGACCCUGAGGCUCAGAUGGGGUUCGCUGGAAAGCUUGGCCACUCAUCACCCAAAAUGACUGUGUAUUCCUGUGGAGUUUCAGUGCUAAUGCCUGGAGAUCAUAUUCCUACAUAUAUUGCCCACCCGGCUCCCGUCCCGUGUCCCCCUGAACGCAUUCCAUGGCCACAACAUCAACACAAUGACAUAUCCCAUGCCACAACCAGUUCCCAUUUCACUGAAAACUCGAGUUCUUUAUGAAAUCGAACAUACCGAGGAUGCAAAAGAGUUCACUAGUUUUCGAUUGAUUCAAGCAAAACUGAGGCUGUUUUUCCCCCAUUUCCAGAGGUUCUUAUUCUGUAUAUACGCUCACAGCCCACCUUGCUUUACCUCAUCUCUCUGCAUUGCCUUCUUCAAGAUAGCAAGUUUCACAUUUUUAUGCCUUCCGCAAGGUUAAGCUUUUAUCUCUUUUUUGGCUCUGAAAAUCUGGCUUGACGCCUCUGCAAUCAUAUAUACAAAUUUCUCUUUGUGCAGGCGAACUUCACCUGUUGAGAUAUAUAUGAAAUGCAUGCUCGUUUCUUCUACAUA